Messenger RNA from Telopea speciosissima, 630 nucleotides. RefSeq lists its product as uncharacterized. Gene Ontology annotation, molecular function: RNA-DNA hybrid ribonuclease activity; nucleic acid binding. The transcript is spliced from 2 exons. Bases 1 to 630 code for a protein of 209 amino acids. NCBI's taxonomy places the organism in Eukaryota, Viridiplantae, Streptophyta, Magnoliopsida, Proteales, Proteaceae. The record is from RefSeq and is a predicted model, not a curated record.
AUGGCGCAACAAGAUCAGAAGAGUGGGGAAGAACACAUAGUUUACUACUUAAGCAAGAAACUAUUGGAGUAUGAAACUCAUUAUACUCCAUUGGAAAAGACGUGCACCACUUUGAAAUCCAUAAAAGGGCGAGCAAUCUUAGACUAUCUAGCUGCACACCCAUCCGGGGUGGAUUCACAGCCGUUAGAAGACUCAUUCCCAAAUGAGGGUUUCGCAUAUGUGGAGGAAGAAGACUAUGAAGACUGGUGGCAAUUGUACUUUGAUGAUGCAACCAAUCAAAGAGGAUAUGAGGCAGGAAUAUUGUUGAUAACCCCAGAUGAUCUCUAUCUACCAUCUGCAUUCCGGCUAGAGUUCCCUUGCACCAACAACAUUGCAGAGUAUGAAGCAUGUGCAAUCGAUCUCCAAGCCACCAUGGCAUUAAAGAUCAAGAGGCUAAGAGUCUAUGGGGAUUCAUCAAUCGUGAUUUGUCAAAGUCAAGGAAAGUGGAAGAUAAAGGAUGAAAAGCUGAAGCCUUACCAAGAACAUUUGGAGAAAUUGUUCAAGAGCUUCGAUGAAAUCACCUUCGAAUAUUUACCGAGGGAUAAUAACAGAUUUGCCAACGCCCUAGCUACUUUGGCUUCAAUGGUUUAA